This is a messenger RNA of Galleria mellonella (greater wax moth), 12730 nucleotides long. RefSeq names its product liprin-alpha-1 (gene Liprin-alpha). Lineage: Eukaryota; Metazoa; Arthropoda; Insecta; Lepidoptera; Pyralidae. Gene Ontology annotation, cellular component: presynaptic active zone. Gene Ontology annotation, biological process: synapse organization. The transcript has 26 exons. The record is from RefSeq and is a predicted model, not a curated record. Gene Ontology annotation, molecular function: protein binding. Bases 277 to 3798 code for a protein of 1173 amino acids.
UCAAGAUGGCAGACAUGCCGCUUGAGUCGUGAUAGUAUGAAAUCGUAGGAGUACGAAUUUUAGGUGUGUCUUUCUAAAUAUCGGACUAGAAUGUCUCCCGAAUUUUUUACUAAGUUCUUAUUAGAAUGUUCUGACAAUGUGAGACAACGUGUUCGCGUUUCGUGCGUUAGGUUUAGGUAACGUUUGUGCCGGAACAUAUGUAUUAAAACGGUGUUAAAAAUUGUGUUGUUCGGUGUGUCGUGUACGAUAAGUAUUCUGGUUUGAUGUUAAAUUAAAAUGUGGAAUAUGAUGUGCGACGUGAUGCCCACUAUAUCCGAAGACAGUAUCAGCCAACGGAGUUCUCAGUUAUCCGGAGAAGAUGCCAAUUUUGAGCAGCUUAUGGUGUCUAUGCUUGACGAACGAGAUAAACUGGUGGAGAGUCUGCGUGAGACACAGGAGCGUCUCGGCGAUUCGGAGCUGCGGCUCAAGGAGGUGGAGAAAGAGCGGGAUUCAUUGCAGAGGCAAAUUGCUGCCAACUUACCACAGGAGUUCGCGACCCUCACAAAGGAGCUCAACCAGGCGCGAGAACAACUGUUAGAACGAGAGGAGGAGAUAUCGGAACUCAAGGCGGAAAGGAACAAUACCAGGUUACUACUAGAGCACUUAGAAUGCCUGGUGUCGCGGCACGAGCGCUCGCUGCGCAUGACGGUGGUGAAGCGGCAGGCGGCCGCGCAGUCGGGCGUCUCCUCCGAGGUGGAGGUGCUCAAGGCGCUGAAGAGCCUCUUCGAGCACCACAAGGCACUCGACGAGAAGGUCAGAGAAAGGUUACGAGUAGCGUUAGAAAGGAACACAGCGUUAGAAGAAGAAUUGGCGUUAACCAAAGAAGAAUUGCAACAGUACAAAUCGUCGGGGCCAGACGACAAGCCGAAGGAGAACGGCACAGUGCCGAGCGGCUCGCCCGAGCAGAACGGGGAACAGCAGCAAACUAAGGAGAAUAAUGUUAACGGCGACUCGGACACGAGCAAGCGAAUCACAGAGCUCCAUAACACGAUCGCCAAACAGUCAGCAGAACUGAGCUCGUGGCAGCGGCGCGUCGCGGAGCUGAACAACAAGGUGUCGGACCUCGAGGAGCGGCUCGCGAAGGGCGAGAAGGAGCUGGUGAAGAAGCAGGAGGAAUGUGCCAAGCUGCAGCGCGACCUCAGGGAGAACGUGGCACAGAAGGAAGAUCAGGAGGAGCGGAUAGCGACCCUCGAGAAGCGGUAUCUGAACGCGCAGCGCGAGUCCACCUCGCUGCACGACCUCAACGAGAAGCUGGAACAGGAGCUCCAACAUAAGCAGGCACAGCUCAAGCUCCAAGAGGAGAAGAUCGCGGCCAUCGAAGAGAAGUUGGAACUGUCCACGCAGAAGUUGGCGCAGAUGUCCUCGCUGCCCGAGAUGGAGGAGCAGCUCAGGGCCCGGAUGGAAGCCCUGAACCAGGUUGGUACAAUGGCGCAGGAGCGGCACGGGUCGGCGGAGGACCGCAUCCAGCGGCUCGAGGCCAGCGUGGAGGAGAAGAACGCCGAGCUCAUGCGGCUCAACCAGCGCCUGCGCAUGAACGAGGAGCACAACACGCGGCUCUCCGCCACCGUCGACAAGCUGCUCUCCGAGUCCAACGACAGAUUACAAGUGCACCUAAAAGAGCGUAUGCACGCGCUCGAUGAGAAGAACGCACUAACGCAGGAGUUGGAGAAAACGAGGAAGUACGCCGACGAGCUCAUGGUGGAGAAACAGGACAUACUGAAAGAACUGGCCAAGUGGCGCAUGGAGACUGAACAGCUGAAACGGCAGAUGCUGGAGCAGGAGAUCGCGUUCAACAUACAGCAGACGGACGCGCUGACGCGGUCGCUGUCGCCCGCCGCGCUGCAGCCGCCGCCGCAGCCCGCCUUCCAGCCCAAGUUGGACGGUUCGUGGGAGAAGCUGCAGCAGGCGCACGCUAUGGCUAACGUACAACAACCGUUCGAUGUGUCCAGUGACGCUGAGAACGACGAGUCGGAAGGCGGUGUGGAGGGCGGGCACACGGAUGCCGCCGCGCUGGCGCUGAUGCUGCAGGAGCAGCUCGACGCCAUCAACACGGAGAUCAGGCUCAUACAGGAGGAGAAGCAGAGCACCGAGGCCAGGGCCGAGGAGCUCGAGUCCAGGGUGGGCAGCUACGAGCACAUGAACGUGGUGUCGCGGCGCGGCGAGUCGCCGCCGCUGGCCGCGUCGCCGUCGCGCGCGCACGCGCACCUGCACCCGCACCAGCACGCGCACGCGCACCUCGCGCCCCACCACAAGUACCACACGGCGCCCGCGUCGAUGUCGCCGGCGCACGCGCACUACCGCGCGCCGCCCGCGUCCGAGAGCCUGCCCGCAAGCCAGUUGCAGCUGUGCGAGGAGGGCAGCGUGGGCGGCGUGGGCGGCGUGGGCGGCGUGGGCGGCGUGGGCGGCGCGGAGGGCGCCGAGUCGCCGCUCACGGCGCGCUCGCUGCGGCUCGAGCGAGCCGCGCGGGCGCUGCACGCCGAGCGAGACCGGCUGCGGGCGCACUACCAGCCGCCCUACGACGCGACUUCGAUAAUGUCAGGAAGCCUCGCCCGGUUCCCGAUACACAGCUCGAGCCAAGAGUCGCUGGGCACGCUGGGCGGCGGCGGCUACGGCGGCGCGUCGCCCGGCCUGCCGCGGGGCGUGGCCGCAGCCGCCUCCGCCGUCUCCAUCGCCUCCAUGCACCAGCAGAAGAAGCGCGGCAUCAAGAGUUCUCUCGGCAGGUUCUUCAGCAAGAAAGAGAAGGUCGGCAUGCCGCUGCAAGGCGGCGCUGGCAGCGGUGGCGGUGCGCGGUCGCUGUCGUCGGCGUCGUCACUGGGGCUGGCGUCACUGGCCGACGACACCACGCCACCCGCCGACCACCACUCGCCGCACCAGCACCUGCAGCACCAGGACUACGCGCGCUCCAAGACCAAGGAGCGCGACUACCGGCACGAGCUGCUGGGCGAGGCCAUGCGCGCGGGCACGCCGUUCGCGCUAUGGAACGGGCCCACCGUGGUGGCGUGGCUCGAGCUGUGGGUGGGCAUGCCCGCCUGGUAUGUGGCCGCCUGCCGCGCCAACGUCAAGUCCGGCGCCAUCAUGUCCGCGCUCUCCGACCAGGAGAUACAGCGCGAGAUCGGUAUUAGCAACCCGCUGCAUCGUCUAAAAUUACGACUAGCCAUCCAAGAGAUGGUGUCGCUGACGUCACCGUCCGCGCCGCGCGGCACCGCCUGCGCCGCACUCGCCUUCGGGGACAUGAACCACGAGUGGAUCGGCAACGUCUGGCUGCCAUCGCUCGGAUUACCGCAAUAUAGGACGACAUUUAUGGAGUGCCUGGUGGACGCGCGAAUGCUGGAGCAUCUCACCAAGCGGGACUUGCGGACACAGCUCAAAAUGGUCGACAGUUUUCACAGGACGUCGCUGCACUUCGGCGUGGCGUGCCUGAAGCGCGUGGGCUACAGCGUGCGCGCGCUGGAGGAGCGGCGGCGCGCCGCCGAGCACGCCGCGCGCGACGUGCUCGUGUGGACCAACGAGCGCCUGCAGCGCUGGCUCGUCUCCAUCAACCUCAAGGAGUACGCGAACAACUUAGUGGAGAGCGGCGUGCACGGCGCGCUGAUCGCCCUCGACGACAGCUUCGACGCCAACAGCAUGGCGCUCGCGCUGCAGAUACCCACGCAGAACACGCAGGCGCGGCAGAUCCUAGAGGGGGAGUUCGAGCUGCUGCUGAAGACGGGCACGGAGCGCACGUCGCGGCUGCAGCACGACCACGCCGCCGCCUCCUGACACCACGCCAUCAACUAGGCGCCGCCGCCGCCGCCGCCGCCGGAGGUUCGCUAGACAUACGCUCCACGUUGCCACAGUCUAACAACUCGCACCUGCCAGUCGUCCGACUCGUCUGCGCGCACUUGUUAUGUAAUAAGUCCGAGACAUGCCAAAGGCGUGGAUCUACUGGUCGUUCCUUACACUGUGACGUUAAAUUGAACGAUUCGAAUGUUACGAAAAGAGUAGGUAACCAAAUGUUUCCAAGUAUUAUUUGUACACUUUUUCAAUACCUAUUAUAAACAUACUGUGUCUGUUACCAACAUAUUUUUUUUCUACUAUUUAUAAUAUAUGUAUGUUGGUAACAGGCAUUAUAUGUAAAUAUUUAAUAUUUUUUGUUACUCUUUUCUGGAUACCAAAUUACCGAUUAGUAAAUUACAUAAUGAUUUUUAUAAUUCAUUAUAAAAUGAUGGUACUUGUAUUGCCAUAUGCUAUUGACAAUUUCAAAUAUAUCUGAUACUAGAACUACUAGUAUUGCCACAUUAUACUCUCAAUAAAUUCAAAUAUAUUACCGAAUUAAUUAUCAGUACAACAUUGUAUUGUUAAUUCCUUUAUUUAUUUAAAAACAUCUGUUAACUUAAGUGUUGCCUCUAUAAAAAAAUGCAGUGAAGCGUGAGUUUUGUCUAUCGAACCAAAAGUGUAGAUGUGUAGCGAACGAUCAUGAACGGUAGCAUAGAGAAAGACUGGCCAAGUUGAACGAACAGAGGCAGAGUGACCAUCCAAUAAAGACUCAAUGUGAUACUACCUAGUGUCUAUAUUAGUGUGACUCCCAAGUGGUUACAUCUGUCCUAAACCGGUCCGCACCGGUACGAACCGCCUGAAGCCAGCGAGCACCGGAUGGUUAGUGAAGGUUUAAUUAUAGAUUUUUUUUUACUUUUAUUUAUUUUUAAAUAGAUAUUUAUUUACAUUUGGUACAAAUACAUAUGUAUGUAGAACACAAAAUCGACAAUUACAGUCAUGAAACGACAAAAAUAUUAAAAUAAUGUUUAUUAAUAUACACUUUUCUAUUUCUAAGUUACAUUUGACAGCUAAUUAUAUUACAUUAAUCAAUAAAUUUAUGGUAUUAUGACAUUUUCGUUAAAUAGAACUAUACAGUUUAACAGUGAACAGUUUUCUUUGACACGAAACAGUUACGUUCUCAAGUAAAUGUCUAAAACGAAAUAUAGAAUGGAAAAGGUAUAAAACUAUUUUUUUUUUAAAUUACUACAAUGAAAUAAACCUUAUAAAUUAAUUUAUAAAACACUGUUACUAAGUCAUUGUUAGUUAUUCUAUAUAAAAAAAUACGCUGGUUUCUAAGGAUGAAGGUGUGAAAGGAAGACGUGAUGGUUCGAUCCUGUGGUCUAAGUCUUCUAUAUUUCAAUAUGGCAACACUGUGUACUUUAACCUUAAACAAAAAUGCGAUACUGUAUAGUUAGUACAAAUUUCCAUUCCUACAUAAAUGAGAAAUAUAAUCAAUUUUUAAAAAUUAAUUACGACCACCCAGUGUUGCCAUAUUUGAAAUCAAAAUGGAAGCGUUGUUGAUACAAUAAAGUUUUCAAUGUGUAUAUUUAAAUAUUAAACAGUCGUAGCGAAAUUAAUGCUUGUGGGAUAUAUAAUUAUAUGAAAUACAAGUGCUCUGAUAAUGUAGAUUUACUAUGUACUUAACGUGUAUUCCAGUAUUUAUUGUCAUAAAUAGAGUUUGAGGGGUUGCCGUGCUCGAGGCGAAAUGUUACAUUUCAACUGUUAUAAAUUUUUAAUACUAUCAAGUGUGAUUUUCGAUAGCGACUUAUUUUCUUAUCCUCUUGUUGAUGUAAGUGAAUAAAUUUUUCAAUAUUUUAAAAUGGUCCUGUCGUUUUCUUUCAAAAUAAAAUUUAGCAUAAAGGAAUGGGACAAAAUACUUCUAUACCUUCUGACCAGAUCAUUCGUGAAAAUAUCAUACGACAAAUAUAUUUAUUUUAGCUUUCGAAGUUCUGUCUCUUUCUUUUGCUCUAGAUUCUUAUUUUGAAUGAAAGUGACAAAAUAUUGUAAUAGUUAAAAUGGGUUUUGUAAAUUUUAAUUCUUAUGAUUAAGAGGCUAACUCUUUACCAUGUAUAUGGUAACAUUAGCCAGAGCACGGCACCCAUACAUGAACAAUGUCAUAUUCUGAUGCCAAAUAUUAGUUACAACUAACUAAUAUAAUUAGGAUACUGUUACACUGUGUACAAUUAACUCCAUGUAUAAAAUAUUCCGUUGUAAUGUGUUCCGUUUAAAUGGAGUCGUAAUUGUAAGCAGUGGCCGGCCCUCUAGUGUUACGGUAUUGUGAUUUCACGUACGGAUACAAUAUUUGUUCUUGAAAUUAGGCGGUGAACACACUGUCGCACACGACGCAGCGUGUACAUCAUACUGAGAACUUAACCGAUCAAAAGUUUGUCUACAAAAAAAGGUAAUGAAAAAUCCAUUAAGUUAAAAAUUUUGUGUUUCACGCUGAGGGUGCGUGACUGUGUGUGAGCCUAAUCCACUCGGUAUUCCAACUGGACUUGAAGUCCGCCAAAUUGGUGCUAAGGGUACCCAUACACGAUCAUGUUCCGUGUAAAUUUUUUGUGGACAAAUUGUGAUAUAUCGAACUGUCAACUUUGUCGUUCCACGCCUGAAUUGCAACAAUUUGUUGGCACUUUGAAAGGCAGCAAAUGCACUUGCGCGUAUCUGAUAUUUCAAAAGACAUCUUGGUUUUGUUAUUUUUGAUCUGUAGUUGGUAUGUAUAGGGAUGAGAUAAAAUGCAAUUAAUUUUUUUGUCGCGUUAGUAAAAAUGGCAAAGAAGCUGUACGAUCCACUGAUGGUAAGUGGUAACCGUCGCCUAUAUACAUCAAAGUCCAUAAAAUGUCCUCUAUAUCUAUAGGCGAUCAGUGGAUCGUCCAACUUUGUAAUAUUGAGAUUGUGUCGCCAACCAAAUAAAUUAUUAUUUAUUCAAUGAUCCUUAUGUUCUACAAGACAAGACCUAUUUUCGUAAAUACAAUCUUGGUGCAUUUCUGCCUUGGUCCACAACGUCGGCCGUCGUGUUGGUGCCCCGCCACAUGCCCGAAUACCAAGUGCCUCGCCGAGGUGUGUACAUAUAGCUUUACGUAGACUGUGUGCCUCUCCGUUUGACAGAUCAUUUUAUGCAACAGUAUACCUCAUGUGUACUAGCAUCCGUCUGUUGACCGUAGCCGAAUUUGGCUUAAAUCAACAAACCUCUAUUAAUAAAUCCUAGUCCUUAAAUUUUUGUUUAAUAUAAAUAAACCAAGAGAUGCAUAAUGGAACCUGUCGACGGUCAUGCAUCUUGAUUUAUGCAUGUAUCUGUUACCGCGUGUAGAAAAGAGAUGCAGCUAUUAUGCCUUCUUUAUCUUACAAAUGAUAAUAUAAGUGUGCUUAACUCAAACCGAUUGAUUGUCUACGGAACCCAUGAGAGCUUUUCUUUUACGAAACUAGGUUUUAGGAGAAUAAUGACUAACAUGGAAAGUCGUAGAAUUUCUACUUAUAAUAAUAGUAGUCAAUCUUCGAGUGUUACCAGUUGCACGCAAAUUAAUGGUAGCGGAAUUAAACAAAAUAAUUCUAAUCGACUGACCCGUAAGAGCAUUUAGUUUGUUUCAAUUUACGAACAAAUGUACCAGAUUCUAGCGACAUCUGUCUUAUUUUUCAAUCUUUAAAAAUAUAUACAUAAUUUUUAUCAUUUCUGAAUGGAUAUUUAAAACGUACUUUUACUUUUAAAGAUUCAAAAUAAUAUUUUUCUAUCAAAAUUUUAUUGAUAAUAAGAAUUUUUGUUUAAUAUUGCCAAACACUGGUAUAAAUGCACUUAUGGUUUCCAUAGGUAGCCAAACGGUAUAAAUCAAACACCUAUAUUUCCGCUUAUAAGACAAAAAACGCGAUUUUGCUGUUUUUAUUCUACAAGCGGCAAUAGAUUCGAGCUUAACUUCAGCCGCUUGACCAUCUAUAGACGUCUUAAAUCUAUAUAGAAAAUAUUUGUCGCCACGUCCUAUAAAUCUAAACGCUGACGGUCAACAGACAGAAACGGUCACAGAUAAUAUAAGAGAGAUGCUUUAAUAAGUUUACGGAUCACAUACAAAAAAAAAUAAAUAGCGGCAGUAUGCUUAAUCGCUUCUAACAUAGUACGCGUAUCGACACGAGGGCACACACAUACUAGUCUCAUGUACAGUUGUUAAAGUUGUUUUGUAAUCAUGUAUUUUAUUAACUUUGUAUUAGCAUAGCGAUCGUGAACCGAGACGUAGCUAGGUAUAUUUUUGUUAAUCGCGUUUACUGUAUGUAAUGGCGCGCCGCCAUUGCCGCCGCCUCCGCGCCAGUAACCAAGAUGGCGGAGACCGCGAAAUGGCGGACGAGCCGAUUUGAUUUCUGUGACGUCGGGCGAUAACCGAUCGUGUCUCGUAUUGAUUGUAUAACAAUACAUUAUGUAUUUUAAGCAAUAAUUUAUAUAUCAUUACAGAGGUCCUGAGGGAAUGUAUUUGAAAAAUAUAUUCUAUCCCUUUCAAACAAUAUUAUUGGUUAGAAAGAGAUACAUGUAUAUCAGGACCUGUACAGCGCUCUAUCGAACAAUAUAGGUUACACUAAAAUAGUUUUUUUUUUCGAUCGUUUAUCACCCGGUGUCCGAACUUCAAUAGUUAAUGAAAAUAAAUAAAAAAAAAAAAUGUAUAGCUAACCGUUUAUAAUUUGGUGGAAUCUUUAUCAAUAGCUAAUAUACUGUAAAUAUGGUUUCUAUACUAUAACAAUUUUUAUGUGUAGUUACGAAAUGUAGCAAUAUCUAGCUAGGAUGUGUUCAAACGAUUAGAUUUUAUUAUUUUUAACGCUUUAUUUAUUAACUAGGUAUUAUUUAUUUAUUAAAGUUAUUAUUGUAACACGUGUCGGAGCUGUACAAUGUACCCUUAAUCGGUAUUUUGAGAAAUAAUUACCUCGUCUGUCUUACGGUUGUCGUGAACUAUCAUGAACAUUAGGUUUUGUAUUAAUAAAACGAAGGGCUGCUAAAUUUGGAUAAGUUUUUUUUUAAGUAAAUAAUAAUAAUGUAUAAUAUAAUAUAUAUAUAUAUAUAUAUAUAUAUAUAUAUAUAUAUAUAUAUAUAUAUAUAUAUAUAUAUAUAUAUAUAUAUAUAUAUAUAUAUAUAUAUAUAUAUAUAUAUAUAUAUAUAUAUAUAUAUAUAUACAUAUAUAUAUAUAUACAUAUAUAUAUAUAUGCGUAACAGUAUUAAUUAAAAUUAGGAAAGUUUGCGUGUGACCACCAGUGUGAUUGUAAAGAUUAUGAAAUUAUUUGUAGAUUUGUUGGUGUGUCGCGCGCCGCCGUCGCUGCUUGGUCGUCAUCUCCCAAUUGUUUUAUAUUCGGUCGAACUCAAUGUAAAAAGAUUAAAUAUAUAUUUAGUAUUCCAGAUAUCCGACUAACGUUGAGAUAUCUGCCUUUGAUGCGAGCUGAAACGUGAAUGGAACGUAAACGGAUUGUGGUGUUUUGUUGCGUCACUAACUCUGCAUCGUCGGUCACUUUAACUAGUACUAUCCUUUUCGUUCUAUUGCGAUUAGAGGAGGAUAGAAAGAGUUUGAGUGUCAUGUUAGGAGGCCCUUUCGAAAACUAUUUUAAUUUUGUGGUUUUUUUUUUAUUGUUGUUAUUUAACACGAGUCUAUUAAUGUGUUUAAUAAAAAAUAUUCGUUUAUUUAUAAUAAUAAAUAUAUAUUUACAAUAGUAAGUUCGCAACUUAUCAAAUAGCUAAUGGUAAUUUAUUUAUAUGAAGACUGAUGGUAUACCUAUAACAGUUAUUCGUAUUGAAUGGGCCUCUUAAUUAACUGUAAAAGGUCAUAAUUCGAGUUAUAGCUACUUGUAUGGUUACACGGCAUUCAGCGGUGAUCAUACAAAUCCAAUGCUGUAUAGUUUUUAUAUCGCCGGCCAGUCAACACGCGUGCGACGUCGGACUAUUUGGCGGUGUAUGGGAGGCUGGUGACUCGCUCGACCUAUAUCAUUCAUACACAUCAAAAUUUUCACUAUGAAGUAAAAUAUUAUACAUAUAAUAUAUUUUUUUCUUGUCUUAUUUGUUAAACUAUUCAAGCUUAUCUUUUUUUUUUUUUUUAAUGAAUACAGUUGAUAAGAAAUACUUUAAUGAAAAAUUAUUUAUUAAAUACGUUAACAGCAAUUUUAGUGAUACAUGUUAAAUUUGUUUAUCAAAGAAGACAGGAAAAAUAUAUUAUACCUAUAUGUAUGUAUGUAUAUAUAUAUAGCGUCUACAUAGAGUUUUAUAAAUGCAAUAUAUGUUUAUGAAAUGGUUAUUUAGUUAUCGAUUAGUGUAUAGCUUUUGGGUGUAGCUAAGUUUUGUAUAAAGUGGACGCAGUAAGUGCCGUCUGGGCUCGAUAUGCUCGGGUGCAUUAUGUAGAAAUAUCAGAGGCGUAAAUGUGUUGAUAACACCCCCCCCCCCUCCACCCCUCACCCGUCUAUAUAUUCUUUUUUAUUUACUUUUAUUGCAAAGUUAAUUAGGACCAAAUUCACUAUUAUAUUAUUGAACACAAAGUAAAAAAGAUGACUUUAUUAAUUAAAGACAACACAUUUCUGAUUGGAAACAGCAAAUAAAAAAUAAUAAUAAUGAAUAUUCAGGGAUACACCAGAAGGAGACUUUGUACAAAUGUCGAUUGCUUGGGUACCUCUGUCCCAUUCGUGUUUCUACCGUGUAGCAGUUGUGUUCGUGAAAAAAAUUAUCAUAAAAGUAGGUAGUUUGAAAAAUCAACUCAGCGAGUUUUACGUACACCGGUGGGGUAUCGCGUCAUACAUAAUUUUAUUCUAAAUUUUGAUAUCAUGAUUACACGGUCUUACUUUUAUAAUAAUACGUUAUUUAUACGUAUUUUGUAUAAUUCGGUUUCACCCCAUAUAUAGAUAUAUGAUCUAUCCAACAUUUACGCCACUGAUUCUGAAAUAUGAUGAAAGAUACGAACAGCGCCAUCUUGUGUAAGUAUCACGUACGUUCCUAUAGGUCUGAUUUGUCUAGCACUGCGUUAAUACUUCGUUAUAUAGCUGAAUAGUCAACGAAGCGAACUAAUAGGUUCAUUUAAAUACAGUUAAAUUUAUCUGAAGAAAUAGAAUCCUACUGUCUUAUGCGUAUUCUCAUUGAAAAACUAAAUCAAAGUACGUAAAUAUUUUAUGAUUUUUUUAAGACCGAACACAAGUGACCAAGCCUAUAAUCAAACACGCAUUUUAAAUACCAUUAAAUUGUCAUACCAAUUUUUUUUUUUAGAAGCAAAAAAAUCUGGUUUUUUUUUUCGUAAAUGGGCUCAGUGCUGCCAUCUACAAUUACUCGUGUUCGUUUAUACAUUUUUUUUCGGUUUCCUAAAGUGAAAGUCGUACUUUGUAAUCCGUAACACACCUCCUCAAGUGCCAACGUUUAGACAAAGUUCUAAGGAACAGACGCGGCGCAGGCCGACUUCGUUGAUAUCACCAAACAUUCCAACUCACUGUCCGCUAUAGAAAACUUUGAGUCCCCAUGACACCACCGAUAGCGUCAAGAGAAUUUGCUUACCCAUAAAGCUAAUAUGAUCUGGCGGUGGACUUUAUGAGGGCAUGUAAUAAAAUUAAUAUUGUUGGAAACCCUUGAUGUUAUGACACAGAGGGAGUAUUAAUUAUUUCCUUUUAUUAUAUUAACCGUUAACUGUCCACUGCUGGACAUAGGUCUAUUGGAGAGGGGGGGGAGGGUUUGCCAGUAGUUGCUACAUUUGGCAAGCGGGUUGGCAAUCGCUUUGAUGAUGUUUUAAAAGGGACACUGCUGCCUUCUCUCCACCAUUGAGUUCCCUUAGUCUCCUUUUACGAGCACACGGCAAUUAAGAACGUACCCUGAUAUAAAUUGGAACCAAAAUUACGUAACAGACGACACCGCCGCCGCUAGUGACGGAUCGACUUCGUGAUAUUGACGUUGUAUAACGAAUGUUAACAUAUAUUUGUUUAUAUCUAUAUGUAAAUAGAUAUAAUAAUUGUUUAUUUACCUUUCGGGAUGAACAGAGACAGUAUUAAUAGUGUAAAAAAAAAAAAGAGUUUAUUGAAUUUUCGUUUUUCCUGUAUAAUUUUAAUGGUAUGGUAUUUUGUAUUGCGGAUACAGCUCUGGUCUCAGACAAUUGUAUACUUUAAUGUAGUUCAUGCGAGAUUAUGAGCUUAAUCUAACCCAACAGCGUGACGUGACAGGCAGGCACUGUGGAUAAUAGUGAAUUUACCGUGACAACAAGUGUGUGGUGGUCAUGGGGAUCGUACGAGAGUAUGCUCAGUCCCACGGAUCACGUCCCAGUGGCUCGCGCUACCAAAGAGUAAAGUUACCUUCACGUUAAGGAAUAAAUGUAAAAUAGAUUGUUAGUGAAAUUUUGAAUGUAUAUAAUUUUGCAUAUAAAUGUGUUGCAUAGCUUCGUAUAGUGGUGGGAGUGUAUAUCGAGUGUGUACUGCGCUAGUGUUGCCAAUGUGGCAGUUGAGAUGUCGCGGGCACUCCUGUAACUGCCUUUGGCAUGAUCCGGCUGUAGGGUACCCGGCGUCUGGUACCGAGAUCUAUUUUUGGCUUUCACAUAGCUUAAUAUAGCCAAACAGAUACGCUAAUACAUGGGAAAGUUCUUUUACACACCCAGCCAUAGACACUGGGUACCUUGCAAGCAGAUCGUGUAAACAGGCACUAAGUACGCCACCGGCCGCCUUUACAUUCCAGGCUUUCUGUGUAAUCAUUAACGCUUCAGCCCUCGACUAAUGUGUUAGAGGAGUAAUGUUACAGGAAACUUUGGUAAAGUGUAGGGCAUUAUUGUAAUGUCUGAACAGGUUUGUUAAUCUAGACAAUGAUUAUUUUGACCAAUGUAAUCUGAACUACUGUGUAACCUUUGUAAAAAAUAUUUAUCAGAUGUGCGAUGACGACAUACGUUUUGCAUAAUGAUAAGAGGUAAAUACAAUUUACACGAUACAA